This is a messenger RNA of Chironomus riparius, 3979 nucleotides long. NCBI's taxonomy places the organism in Eukaryota, Metazoa, Arthropoda, Insecta, Diptera, Chironomidae. The record is from the annotation of a GenBank genome assembly.
ACACGAGCACACAACUGUGUAUCAUGGCCGUAGCACCAAUCGAGAUUUAUUAAAAUUAUUUUUCAUAUACGCAACGCCCACUUUUUCAGAUUCCUUUUCUUCUUUCCAAACUUUUCUUUUUCAACAUUCACAAACGCACACAUCCACAGCGAUAUCCAUUUCUGAUGUUUGUGACUACUUCAACAUACCUCAAUGUCGACUUGCUUUUUCAGUUUUAUUUUGACUUCAUUCGUGAUCGCAAUUACGAGCUCGGAGAGCGUAAAAAUAAAACAAAAUUUUUAUUCAGCAAGUUGGGAAGUUGAAAAAUAUACAAAAAAAAAAUUCCGAUAAACUUGAGGACGAAUUUUUUUAUUAUUUUUUUCGAACGUUACGGAAAAGGAAUAAAAAAAAUAAUAAAGUCGCGAGUGCGGUGAAAGUUUUUUUUUGCCGGGAAAGCAGCUUUUUUGGAUUUUAUCGAGGAGAAUUCUGAGAAUUUGUGAAUUUAAGAACUGAAUUCUUAACAUUCAACAUCCGUCGGGGAGGAUUUCAAAUCUUAAAGUGACAUUAAAAAGAUACAAAAAAGUACAAAAAAUAAUUUGUUUAAAAAAAUUUUAAUAUAAAAAAAUCUGAAAAUUGUUUGCAAAAUUCAUCGGACGUAUGGAAAAUAAUCAGUGAUAAAGAAAAUAAGAAGACAGUGACAAUAUUCAGCAACAAAAAGUGAAUAAGUGGAAGAAAAAUAAUUCCGAGAUGGAUUUUAGUGGAAAUUUUUAAAGUUUAUUGACGAUCAAUAAUUUCAGGCAGCAUUCGAUGGUGCCAUAAAGUAGCGAAUUAUAGCAGUAGAUUACGCCAUAAAGGAGACAGCAAAGGAUAUAAAAAAAAAUAUACAACAACAAAAAAACCUCAAAAAAAAAUACGAAAAUUUAUUUAAGACAAAGUUAUACAAAAUUGCCUCCAAUAUUCUUUCAUACUGGGACAUACCGUCGUCGAUGCAUGACAAAAUGCAUGGACAUGCAGCGAUUGGACAAACAUCACUAUUUGGAUGUUCAUCCGCUGGUCACAGCGGCAUCAAUCAGCUGGGUGGUGUUUAUGUGAAUGGUCGACCAUUGCCAGACUCAACUAGACAAAAAAUUGUUGAAUUAGCUCAUUCAGGGGCCAGACCUUGUGAUAUUUCUCGCAUAUUACAGGUUUCGAAUGGAUGUGUUAGCAAAAUAUUAGGAAGAUAUUAUGAAACCGGUUCAAUAAAGCCACGAGCCAUUGGCGGAUCAAAGCCGAGAGUUGCGACAGCAAAUGUUGUGUCUAAAAUUGCUGAUUACAAACGCGAAUGUCCGUCGAUAUUUGCAUGGGAAAUCCGUGAUCGAUUGUUAUCGGAAGGUGUAUGCAAUAGUGAUAAUAUCCCAAGCGUUUCAUCAAUAAAUCGGGUACUACGGAAUUUAGCAUCACAGAAAGAGCAACAAUCGUCAUCAAGUGACUCCGUCUAUGAUAAGCUUCGAAUGUUUAAUGGUCAAUCAGGUGGAUGGGCAUGGUAUCCGACAAGUAAUACAGCACCAACACACUUAACUUUACCUCCAACACCUACAUCAGCACAACUUACUGGACAAUUGACGCGGGAUGAGAUACAGAAACGAGAUUUAUUUUCCGUCGAUAUUCAGCAAUCGAGUCUACACGAGAGCACAUCAGACGGUAAUUCAGAGCAUAAUUCAUCCGGUGAUGAAGAUUCACAGAUGCGCUUACGACUGAAAAGAAAAUUACAACGAAAUCGUACGUCGUUUACCAAUGAACAGAUUGACAGUCUUGAAAAAGAAUUCGAGAGAACGCACUAUCCUGAUGUCUUUGCAAGAGAACGAUUAGCUGAGAAAAUAGGAUUACCCGAGGCAAGAAUUCAGGUAUGGUUUUCAAAUCGACGUGCGAAAUGGAGACGAGAAGAGAAGUUAAGAACACAAAGACGUUCGGUGGAUCAUGUAAGCGGUGCUGGAAAUGGCGGAACUCCAAAUAAUAAUAAUAACAAUAACAAUACUAAUAACAAUAAUAAUUCGGGUAAUGGAACUGCUGGAAGUAAUGGCAGCGCAAAUGUAGGAAAUACAAACUCAGUCAGUCCACCAGUGCCAACCACACCGAGAAUACCUUUAAAUUCUGGCUUCAAUUCAAUGUAUACAUCGAUUCCACAACCAAUAGCAACAAUGGCUGAAAGUUAUAGUUCUCCUCAUACUUACUACAGUGCAAUGCCGCCAACACUGGGCUCAAUGACGUCUACAUGUUUGCAACAGCGUGAUGGCUACCCAUACAUGUUUACCGAUCCACUUCAUACGCUCAGUAGCCCAUACAGUGCGUCACGAUCUAGUUGUACACCAUCUGCCGCACAUCAACAACCUCCAUCACACAAUUACAGUACAAAUGGAAGUGCAAGUACAGGUGUCAUAACAGCUGGUGUAAGUGUUCCAGUACAAAUCGGAUCACAAGAUACUUCUGGUCUUGGAACAAACUACUGGCCACGUCUUCAGUGAUCUUCAUUUUUUGGACUUCCAACGCUGUCACACAGUGCCGGAAGUCCAUCAUCAACAUCCUCAAAUAUACCAUCCCUACCAUCAUGUUUAGAGCUUGAAGAAGUGAGCAAAAAGAUUGAAAAUGAAGAUUAAAAAACUUUUUUUGAGUUUUUCGAGGUCAUGUUCAUUUCUCUUCAGUGAAUAAGUUAUUUAAUUUAAUAUUUUAAAUCGCAAAAAAAAAGACGAAAAAGAAACUUUUUAAGAGGAUUUAAGCAAUUUCAGUUUCAAUUUAAAUUGUUUUUUUUAUCGCAUAAUUUUAGUUUUUAAGGAGCAUAAUGAAAAUGUUUAAUAUGCGACAAAACAAAAUGAGCCUAGUGAAUGAAAAAAUGAUAAAUUUUUUAAUUGAAUGAACAAGAAAGAAAUAAAUUGAUAAUUCUACUUAAAAAAUUUAAUAAAUUCUAUUAAGUAUAAUGCAGAUAGUAAAUUUUGUAAGUAAACGUGAAUAUUUUUAAAAGAAAUGGGAGAUUAAUUUGGAUUAUUGUAAGUGUGAAGCAUUUUGAGGCUUAAUGUUGAUGAAAUUAAUAAUUAUAAUUUUUUUAAGAAAAAAAUUAAAAACUUAAUUUGAAAAAUUUUCAAAAAGUUGAUUUGUAGCUUCAAAGAUGGGUCUCAAAAUGCUUUAACAACUUACAAAAUUGCUAAAAAUAAUGACAAAAUUUUAGAUUGUUAAAAUAUUGACAUUAUUUAAGCAUCAAAAAUUUUAUAAAAAUACGAAUGAAAAUGAAAAGAAAAAUUAAAAUCUGUAAAUAUAGUUUAAAAACAAAUUAAUCUAGUGAAUUAGAAACGAUCUCAGUGUUGUAUUUUUAUCUCUCUCUGUCCAAUCAAAAAAACGUUAAAUUUGAAAAAUUUCAAUUCUAUCAAAAUAGUGUGAAUUGAAUUUUUUCAAAUUGAAAAUGGAAGAAAGUUUUUGAAUAGGUAUGGAUUUUAAAAAAAACUUAAUUAAUUGUGUCCCAGUUCUCAAUAAUUUCCCACUCAGUGUACUUUCAAGAAACAAAAAAAAACAAAUUAAAGAAAAUUAAAAAAUUGAAAAAUAAUUCAGUUAAAAUAAGAAAAAGAAAAAUUUAGUCGAUAAAUUGACGACGUUCAAAUUUGUACCUGGACAUAAGAAAUAACGGAAAAAAUAAUAAGAUGAAAAAUUACUCACAAUCUUUGGCACGUUUAAUUUAUAAAAUUUUAUAACAAAAGUUUGUCAUUCACACAAAAAAAAACUACAAAAAGUUCAUCCCAGUCAAAAAUGAAGAAAAUUUUUGUAAAAAAAACACAAAUUAAAUUGUAAUUACUGUGAAAAAUAAAUGAAAAAAAAAUAUUUAAAAAAUGGAUCGAUAUUAAAAAGCAAUAAAUUUAAUGAAGAAAUGAAGAAAAAAAAUUGAAAAAUGGAAACAUAAUUUACAAAAAAUUAUUAAUAAUAACGAUUAAAUAAUGAUAAAGAUGAAAAGAAUUGUGUAAUUGUAAUCUUUUAUCUG